UUUCCCCUUAGCUUAAACCGGAGAGCGAAUACAAAACCCGAACGCGAAGACAGUGACACGCCGCCAACUGUAGCCCUGUAACGAGGGGUAACUUCCUUAGAGACACGAGUGGCACUUGAUGUGAGUGACUUGUUGGCACUUCACGUUGUGUUUUUAGACAAGCUUAGCUGUAAGUGGCCAUCAUGGUAAAGGAGGGUGCUACAACACUGCCCUCACCAGGCACUCCUGCAGCCUUGCCCAUCCUGAAGGAUUUUCUCAGACACAGAGAUGAGAAUCCUGUUGAUUAUAGCCAUGCGGAUGAUGAUCUCCACAUGCCUGAGUACUUAACUGGCUACCACAGUUUAAGAGAAAAGAUCCAUAGUCGGAUUGAAUCAAAAGACAAAUUCUUCUCCCUUGAGUUUUUCCCUCCCAGGACGAAAGGUGGUGCAGUGAACCUCUUAGCCAGGUUUGAUCGCAUGCGUGAAGGAGACCCCCUAUUCUGUGAUAUUACAUGGCAUCCUGCUGGCAACCCAGGGGGAGAUACAGAGACCUCAUCUAUGACCAUUGCUGGUGCUGCCUUGAACUACAGUGGCCUAGAGACAAUGCUGCACAUGACCUGUUGUUCUAUGACCAAAGCAGAAAUCAGCAGACACCUUCAGCGUGCCAAGGAUAUAGGCCUUAAAAAUAUUCUAGCACUGAGAGGAGAUCUUCCAAGUGGCAAGGACAGCUGGGAACUCUCAGAGGAUGGGUUCAACUAUGCUACAGAUCUCGUCAAACAUAUCAAAAAGGAGUUUGGAGAUUACUUUGUUACCUGUGUAGCUGGUUAUCCCACAGGCCACCCUGAGGCCACAUCAUAUGAGGAUGACUUGAAGCACCUGAAAGAAAAGAUUGAUGCUGGAGCAGAUUUCAUCAUAACGCAGCUAUUCUUCAAGGCAGAGACAUUCAUCAAGUUUGUGAAUGACUGCCGGGCCAUUGGGAUCAAAUGCCCUAUCAUCCCAGGACUCAUGCCUAUCCAGAGUUAUGAUUCCCUGAGGCACAUUGUCAAGCUCUCAAAGUUAGAUGUCCCUGAGGACAUCAUGAAUGUUGUUGCACCAUUGAAGGACAAUGAUGAAGCGAUCAGGAACUACGGGAUUCAUCAGAUGUGCACUCUUAUCAAGGAGUUGUUUGCAGCUGACAUGGCUCCUGGAAUACACUUUUAUACACUAAACAGAGAAGUAGCAACUACAGCCAUUCUGAAGCAACUUGGCUUGUGGGCAGCAUCUCCGAGGAGACCCCUACCUUGGAAAAUGGCCGCUAACCAUAAACGAAGUGGAGAAGAUGUCCGUCCUAUUUUCUGGGCUACACGACCAAAAGCUUAUGUAUACAGAACACAGCAUUGGGAUGAAUUUCCAAAUGGAAGAUGGGGAGCUUCAGAAUCACCUGCUUUUGGUGAAUUGAAAGAUUACUACCUUUUCUACCUCAAGAGUAAGAGCUCUAAAGAGGAGCUGCUGUCCGUGUGGGGAGAAACACUGGAAAGUGAGCAAGAUGUUUGGGAUGUUUUCCAUGCAUACUUGACGGGUGGGCUGAAUAAGGCAGGCCAGAAAGUAACCAAGGUUCCUUGGAAUGAUGACGAGCUAAGUUCAGAGACUUCCUUGUUGACAGACAAGUUGGCUGACUUCAAUAAACGUGGCAUUCUUACCAUCAACUCCCAGCCCAGAGUGGAUGGCGCAAGUAGUGAGGACCCGGUUGUGGGUUGGGGAAUGCCUGGUGGCUAUGUCUACCAGAAAGCCUACCUGGAAUUUUUCACAUCAAAGGAGAAUGUUGAUGCUCUUCUGAAUGUGUUGCCACUCUUCCCCAGAAUUAAUUAUCAUAUUUUGAAUAAAGAUGGCAAAGCAGACUUCAGUAAUUGCCAUCAACACCGUCCAAUGGCUGUGACUUGGGGUGUUUUCCCUGGCACAGAGAUUAUUCAACCUACCGUAGUGGAUCCUAGUAGCUUUAAGGCGUGGAGGGAUGAAGCCUUUGGUCUCUGGGAAGAACAGUGGGGAAAUCUGUACCCAGCAGAGUCCCAGUCAAGGCAGAUAAUAUCCCAGAUCACCAGCACAUACUACCUCAUCAAUCUUGUUGACAAUGACUACCAAAAGGAGUCCUGUCUCUGGGAUGUUCUAGAGGCUAUGUUUGCCUGGAGAAAACUGAAGGAGGAGAAACAGGAGGAGCAGAGGAAUGACAAGGACCUCUGUGUAUGUGUUCAGGGGUAGGAUGUUAGUUGUUGCUCGUGUGUUCCUCAGUAGAAGUCAGGUUUUAAUGUGUUAAGUGUAGUGUUGUCUACUUACAGAUUUUUAGGUCAUGUUGAAAAGGAAUGGUGUAAGAUAUAAGAAAUCUAAUUUCUUUCCAAAGAUAUUACAGCCAGUCCAUUCUUGUUAUUUAUUUUAGUAUGUGCUAAUACAACUACUAAUUUUUUGUAUCCAUUUAUUGCAAAGUUUGAUUUUGACAUUUAAUUUGAAGAUGUGUAUUGGUUUUAAGUAAAUAUACAACUGACAAAUAUCCAUAUGCAAGUCAGUUGCAUAAGGAAGCAAAGUAAAAUUUAGUAUUUUUGUUACUUGCUUUGUCAUUGUUUUAAUCACUGCAUUAUAUUUAUUUUAUCGUUCAAAAAAAAGUAUAUUUCUUUCCAUGGAAGGAUAUAAAGAUGAAAUUUUAAACUUCAUUUUGAUUGCUAUAGAGUAAACGUUUAGAUUUUUUAAAACCUAAAUUAAGAAUAGGAAAUCUCAUUUCUUUCUGUUUUCUAACAGGAUUAUAUGAAAACAUUUUUAUUGGAUAAUAAAGUCUAUUUCAUGUGGAAUAAGAAUUUUUUUUAUAGGUUUUUAUUACAUAUACAGUACUGGCUUUGUUGCAGUUGUGCAUAAUGACAUAACUAGAUAUUGAUUUCUUAAGAUGUUCAUAUAAUGCUGUUGUAAAAACACAGGUGCUGUUACAUUGUAAUUUAAACUUAAUGCAUUACUUUUUCUCUUUGUGAUUUAACUUGAUAGUUUAAAUUUUAUGGAAUAUCUGUUUUUGGAAUGUAGUAUGAUGAUAAACUGCCAGGCUGUUUCAAGCCAAUCUGACGACACUGUGAUUCCUUUUGACAUAAUACUGUUUUACAAUAAAAAAAAAAAGUGUAAAGCAGUGGUUUCUUGGUGCAGUUUUCUGACAUUACCUACUUUAAAACAAAGGAGACUCACUAUUUUCUUUUCUUAUGAAACGGUGAUAAUUAUUUUAGAAAGAUAGUUAAAUUGGUUAAUAAAAUAACUAUUAUCUCUCAUUUAUUACUUUAGGUUUCUGUUUUAUAGCUAAUUCGUUCUUGAAGAUGUGUAUAUUAGUCAAUAGAAAUUCAGGACAUUGCAACAAAGCAUAUUGGUUCUAUAGUCAAACAGGAAGCACAUACCUUAUAAGUGCAUCCUUUUUAUUUUGCUUUUAAAGAGGAUGCUUUUGACCAGUGAAUCCAAAUCAGUCUUAUUUGGAGUCAGUAGAAAAAAAGUUAAGUUUGUUUAUAUCUUCUUCUCAUGAUGGAUACUCAGCUCAGGGAGUAAAGCUGAUCUCAGUUUAUAACCAUAUGCAACCAGCUUGAUUUCUGUCAUUGCACACAAUCAUUCAUUUCAUAGUUCAUUAUUCACUGAUUAGUAACCAUUAAGAGCUGUAACAUUUCAUGGAUCACUUUUGCACUUAGAUGAUUUGGUAUUUUGUAACAUUUGAAUAUAUUUUCCAUGUAAAAGAUGACAUCAUAAAAUCCUCUUCAGCCUCCAUCUGCAACAUGUUCAUCCUUGUUCAGCUUUGUAUCCACAUGAAAAAAUGGUCUUGCCAUUGUCAGGCACUGAAUGUCCUUUAGGUUCAUUCACACGCACUUCAGUCACUCAUUAUUUAUGUUUUCAUUGACCCAUUGUUGCUGAAUACAUGCAAAAUCCAAUAUGGUUUUGUUCUACUAAUCUUCUUUACAAAUAGACAGUUCCACAAGCUCUUAGUCACCAAAGAGUCAGUUACUAGGCCUACCUGAUUUACCCUGUUCCUGAAAUUUUGAGGAAAAAAAGUGUUCAAAUCUAUUACUGUGACUAUUUAAAUUAUUUUUAUUAUUGUUAUUAUUCUUAUAAAAGCAUCAACAAGAAUUCUAAUAAUGAAAGAUGUAUAAAGUGAACACGUAACAUUAGGUAGCCUAGUACCUGACUCCUUAGUUACUAAAUGUUUCCAGAGUUCUCUUUGUAUAAAUAAAAUUGAUAAAACAAAAUCAUAGUGGACAGUGUAGUAUACAUGCACUUCCUGCAGCAACAGGUUAAUACACAGAUGUGUAUUCUAUCAUGUAGUCUGUAAUUGAAAGUAAAUGGGUCUGACCUUUGUAUGUUUAGGCAGCAUUUUCAAUAAAUAAUAUUUUUAA
Molecule: messenger RNA, 4357 nt
Organism: Penaeus monodon (black tiger shrimp)
Lineage: Eukaryota; Metazoa; Arthropoda; Malacostraca; Decapoda; Penaeidae
Product: methylenetetrahydrofolate reductase-like
Exons: 14
Coding region: 183-2213 (676 amino acids)
Biological process (GO): tetrahydrofolate interconversion
Cellular component (GO): cytosol
Molecular function (GO): methylenetetrahydrofolate reductase [NAD(P)H] activity; FAD binding
Source: RefSeq, a predicted model, not a curated record